Molecule: messenger RNA, 1627 nt
Organism: Salvia splendens (bonfire salvia)
Lineage: Eukaryota; Viridiplantae; Streptophyta; Magnoliopsida; Lamiales; Lamiaceae
Product: probable WRKY transcription factor 9
Exons: 5
Coding region: 51-1457 (468 amino acids)
Biological process (GO): regulation of DNA-templated transcription
Molecular function (GO): DNA-binding transcription factor activity; sequence-specific DNA binding
Source: RefSeq, a predicted model, not a curated record
GCACCAUUAUCUAGAGAGAGAAACUCCAUAAAUCCUUCCUCAUCAUCUCCAUGUCAAGAGAAGAAGGAGAAGAAGGUAUCAGUGCCGCAGCAAUGGAACCUGAUCUCUCGCUCAAGCUCGACGCACAGCAACAGCAGCAGCAACAACAGCAAAACAAACUCGACGAAUCUCCAUCGUCAAAUACUCAAACACCUGGUGAUCGCGCUCCAGAUCAAAAUUCCGAUCAAGGAUCCAACACGCAAGAGCUCACAGCUCUGCAGAUGAAGAUGAAUCGCGUGAAAGAGGAGAACAAACAGUUGCGAAACGCAGUGGAGAAGACUAUGAAGGAAUACACUGAUCUGCAGACGAAAUUCUCUAUGAUUCAGCAAAAUAGCGGAAACAAGGAUCCCGAUAUGUUUAAUUCGGUGAACGGGAAUCACAAAAACGACGACGUUCGGAGAUCGCCGUCGGAGGAGGAGGAGGGUUCGGGAAACGACGGACUGUGGCUGUCUCUGCGGGUGGCGAGCAGUUGCAGUGAGGGCGGCGAUGUGGCGGAGAAAAGGGAGGAGGCUAUGACGGCUUUCAAGCUAGCUCAAAAUCAGAUGCAUAGCAAUAACAUGACGGGAAUUAUGAAUCAUACUAUCAAUUCUCCACCAAAUAAACGAGCUAGGGUUUCUGUCAGGGCAAGAUGUGAUUCAGCUACGAUGAGUGACGGAUGUCAAUGGAGAAAAUAUGGCCAGAAGAUUGCUAAAGGAAACCCUUGCCCUCGAGCCUACUAUCGUUGCACUGUAGCUCCAGCAUGCCCAGUGAGAAAACAGGUCCAAAGAUGUUUAGAGGACAAAUCUAUACUGAUCACAACGUAUGAAGGCACACACAACCAUCCCCUUCCAGUAGGUGCAACCGCAAUGGCGUCAACAACAUCAGCAAUGUCGCCAUACAUGAUGUUCGACGCGAACAAUCCCCUCCACAACUCCGAACUACUCCACCCAACCUCAAACCAACAACAUUCCCUUUAUUACAACAACAUUAAUAGCCCUCUAGUCAUAAAUCCCGCUUCUCCAUUCAUACCAAACCUAAGGCCUAUAAACCCUAAUUACUAUGACCCCACAAAGGGCAUUGUUUUGGACCUCACCAACAACAAUCCUUGCUCUUCAAACUCCAUGGCCCAAUUAGGGUAUUCUUUGAUCCCUAAACCCCCAAACUUCAAUGGAGAAACACUUGCUAACCACCUUUUCCCUCGCCCCAAUGGGCUGUUACAAGACCAAGAUCGAGGGGAUUUGGACAAAACAACGUCGUUGUCCGAAAAUGUGAGUGCAAUAACUUCUGAUCCUAAGUUUAGGGUUGCUGUUGCAGCUGCAAUUUCCUCACUCAUAAAUAAAGAGAGCCAAACAGUCCCUAAAGAUGGGGAGAGCGGUGGGGAUAAAAGUUGGAUUCUUGAAUCAAGUAGUAACCCUAUCCAUCAAUCACCAACUGAAUAAUUUAUACGAAUUUUAUAUAUUAAAUUAAAUACAUUAAUGUAUUUAUUUCUGCAGAAUUAAUUAAUGUAAAUUUAGCUGACAGAUUUUAUCUAUAUUUUUGUAGUAAUUGAUUUUAUCUCAAUCUGGAGGAUUUGAUUACAUUAUACUAUAAUGAACAUUAAAUUCUGUUA